Molecule: messenger RNA, 1455 nt
Organism: Hemisphaericaspora subhashii
Lineage: Eukaryota; Fungi; Ascomycota; Pichiomycetes; Serinales; Debaryomycetaceae
Gene: UME6
Product: Zn(II)2Cys6 transcription factor UME6
Exons: 1
Coding region: 1-1455 (484 amino acids)
Biological process (GO): positive regulation of transcription by RNA polymerase II
Cellular component (GO): nucleus
Molecular function (GO): zinc ion binding; transcription cis-regulatory region binding; DNA-binding transcription factor activity, RNA polymerase II-specific
Source: RefSeq, a predicted model, not a curated record
AUGAUGGCUACUCCCGACACUGCCUCCCCCACCACAUCAUUCGAAACUGAGGACACAAUUAGAUUAAGUAGUUCUUUCGUUAGUACUGCUUCCCCCUCAGAAGAUUCCAUCGAUAUGAAUGGAGUUUCUAGAACAAACAUGAACCAGAGUGGGCAUGUUUCUUCUCUUUAUCCAGGAUUCAACCCACCAGUUCUCAAUCUGCAAUGCAAUGAUACAACACAAAGCUUUUCCGACUACGAACGUUCUAGCAUCUCAUCUUCAACUACCGAACUUGCCGAUGGACUUUAUCCUGGAAAUUCAAUUCAAAGUGAGUUUCCUUUACCAAAUUACUCAAUUUUUUCCAAUACUCAAGCAGCCACUUCUGUAGUGUCUUUACCAUUGUACGAACCUCCAAGUCAUUUUCAAGGUGCUAAUCAACUAUUUAAAAUCAACAUGGAAUCUACUCCCGAUUUAGGUACUUAUUGGUCCAAUCACGCUAUUGAAACUACCAGAAAUUUAGAUCUUGGCAAUUAUUCAUAUGAUUCUAUUUCAGAAUACAAUAAUUCCACUUUACCUGAUUUAGUGGAUACAAGUGCUGGAAGCUUAUUAGCUGAACAAAUUCGAGAAGGAGAAUACCCCAUCACUCCUAAUUUAAGUGAUGGAUCUGUACCUCCGAUAUUCCCUGAGAACAAUGGCUUACCACCUUCUUGUAAGUCAUCGGCCAUGUACUUUGCAUUAUCCCCAAUGUCGGAUGAAAACUUAGUGGUAUCAAUUCCGAAAUCAAAUGGUGGUAUUCACAAAACACAAACCCCUUCUUUACAACGAUUUGUUGCUACCAAGAAUAACAUCUCCCAAUAUCCUUUAAACAGUCCUGUACUGUACACAACUCCCACAAUGGAGACUUCCCCACAGUUUAAUUCACUAUAUACUAAAUACAACGGAUUUGAUUUCCAACCUCCUCAGUCGCCAUUCUCAACGUCAACCACUCCUCCUAUUGUUAAUGCUGGACAACAACUUCCCACAAUGAACGUGUUUCAUCAUAAGAGUGAUACUGAAGGACUUACCAACUAUGCAAAUGCGCGAUACGAAAGACAUAGUUGUUCUUCCUUACAUCCGCCAAAGAAAAAGGGAAUCAUGAAACCAACCAAAGAAAGAAAGAAGUGUGAUGCCAAUAUCCACAACAACAAGACAUUAGACGAUGGAAAUAUGUUAUCAUCCUCUCCGGUAAAGAAAAAGUAUACUAGAAGACGCCUACUUCCCAGAUCUAAGAAUGGAUGUUGGAUCUGUAGAAUCAAACACUUGAAGUGUGAUGAAGUUAGGCCUGCCUGUGCCAGUUGCAAUAAAUUUGGUAUUGAAUGUGAUUAUUCUCCAGAUAAACCCGAGUAUGUCAUUAACAAGGAAUUAAAGAAACAGAAGUUAAUUGAGAUUACAAUGACAAGAAAGAGAAAUUGUAGUGGGUCAAGAAAGAAAGUAUGA